Molecule: messenger RNA, 3224 nt
Organism: Xenopus tropicalis (tropical clawed frog)
Lineage: Eukaryota; Metazoa; Chordata; Amphibia; Anura; Pipidae
Gene: prps1
Product: phosphoribosyl pyrophosphate synthetase 1
Biological process (GO): ribonucleoside monophosphate biosynthetic process; organophosphate biosynthetic process; nucleotide biosynthetic process
Molecular function (GO): ribose phosphate diphosphokinase activity; magnesium ion binding
Source: RefSeq, marked provisional
UCAGCCGCCUGACUGACUGACGCGUCUCCCAACACCACAGGGAAACGAUGCCCAACAUCAAGAUUUUCAGCGGCAGCUCCCAUCAAGAUUUGUCUCAAAAGAUCGCAGACCGGCUCGGGCUUGAGUUGGGCCGCGUUGUCACUAAGAAGUUCAGCAACCAGGAGACGUGUGUGGAAAUUGGGGAGAGCGUACGAGGUGAGGAUGUGUACAUUGUGCAGAGUGGCUGUGGGGAGAUAAAUGACAACCUGAUGGAACUUCUUAUCAUGAUAAAUGCUUGCAAGAUAGCUUCAGCCUGCCGUGUCACUGCAGUAAUACCUUGCUUUCCAUACGCACGUCAGGACAAGAAGGAUAAGUCUCGUGCUCCAAUCUCUGCUAAACUUGUUGCCAACAUGCUGUCAGUAGCUGGCGCUGAUCACAUCAUUACUAUGGAUCUCCACGCUUCCCAAAUCCAGGGCUUUUUUGACAUCCCUGUGGAUAACCUGUAUGCUGAACCUGCAGUUCUAAAGUGGAUUCGGGAGAACAUUCCAGAGUGGAAGACAUGCACAAUAGUGUCACCGGAUGCUGGUGGAGCAAAGAGGGUGACCUCCAUCGCCGACCGAUUAAAUGUUGACUUUGCUUUAAUCCACAAGGAGAGAAAAAAAGCCAAUGAAGUGGAUCGUAUGGUGCUUGUGGGAGAUGUAAAAGACAAAGUAGCUAUUCUUGUGGAUGACAUGGCAGAUACGUGUGGCACCAUCUGUCAUGCUGCAGACAAACUUCUGUCUGCUGGAGCUACCAAGGUAUAUGCUAUUCUGACACAUGGUAUAUUCUCGGGCCCUGCCAUCUCCCGGAUUAAUAAUGCUUGUUUUGAAGCAGUAGUGGUGACCAACACAAUCCCUCAGGAGGAGAAGAUCAGACAUUGCUCAAAAAUACAGGUCAUCGAUAUAUCCAUGAUCUUGGCUGAAGCAAUUCGUCGGACACACAACGGAGAGUCUGUUUCUUACCUCUUCAGCCACGUUCCACUAUAACACCACCUAAUAUAAAAGAGGACACCUCUUCUUUUGCUCCGUCUGUAUCCCUUAUAUACAUCCUAAUCCAGUAGGGAUGCUAAGGGAUCAGGGCUGGUCCCUCCAUCUUAAUCUCCCCUCUGUGUGCUGAGGGGCUCAUUUCUUGCCCCAAUCGGAAAUAUUUAUGUGCUAGUGUUUCCCUAAUCCCCGGCUAGCGGUUUCCUAGCAAGAAUGUUAACAUCCGUCCAUUUCAUUUUGUGUUCUACAUUUUUAUGAACUGAGGAAAAAAAAAAUGACUGCACUAAUGGAAAAGAGGAGUGAAAGACAAAACUGCUGUGUUUGUGUUUUUUUAAUUAUUAUUUUUAAAUAAAGCUUCAACUUGCCCCUUCUCAGUGGCAAUACAAGCCAUGGGAUUUCUUUGGCACUGUGCUAGGCAUUGUGCAUUACCAAAUUCAUUUAUUAUUGGCCCAAUUUCUAGCAUAAGGAUUCAUAUUUAAAAGCAACAUGCUUCAUAUAAAGGGACAGUAAGUGUUUUUACCUGUUAUAUAUGGCCCCCUUGGAGACUUAUGCAAUACAUCUGAUAUUUUCAUGCUUUUAAUGUUUGUGUUGUAGUGAGGUAAAAACAAGCAAACGUUGUACCAAUACCCAUGUGUAGUUGGACACUAGAGAAUAUGGACAUUUUUCCAUUUAUAUUUCCUUUAGUACACGCAAAGUUUUUUGUUUUAAUGACUCUUUACAAAGCAAAUAGGGAAUGGAAGGUCCAGCACUCCUGUGCCAAUUAGAAAGACUGAAAACAGAAUGAAAGACAUUUUUUUGCCUGUGGAAUUAUCAGAGCCUGUUGUAGGGAGGGCUUAAAGGCUACUUAAGGUAUAACAGGUGAAGGAAUGAAAACAUUGCAAAAGUACUUAAAGCAGCACGUCAGAAUAUUUGCCUUUAAUAUGCAUUUAUAGUACAGGUAUGUCACUUAAUAUCCAGAAAGCUCCAUACAGGUGACAAAACAGUACUGUUGGUUUUAGUAGCCUUAAGCCAUGGUGGUCUAUUUUAGGGCCAUGGCCCACAAAGCGUAUGCCUUCCUACCGGCGAUGCACUUUAUUGCCAGUGAAACGACAUAUUGGGGAGAUUAUAUACCCACGGCAGCAAAGAUUUAAUUGCAGCAACCAAUCUCACCGUAGGCCUUGAUUAUCUGAAACAACACAGGUCCCUAGUACUUAAAAAAAAUUAUCCCGCACCUAUAUAGCAAAGCCAGAACAUUUUUUGCCAUAGUAAUGAGCAGAGCUGCUGUACAGCUUACCUCGCCUUUAUCUUUUCAAUUCAUUAUAGAUUACAAUAGACUUUGUUUUACGGUCCCUUUUAAAGGGUGACAUUAGACAUUACAUGUAUAUGUGGUUACUUGUUGACCAAAGGCUUUUAUUUGUGUUCUGCCUUUGGGCUUUGACUCACCUUAGCACUGUAUUCAUUCAGCAACUUAAAUGUCUUUGCUACUUACAUGUACCCAGGCUUCAUCACGCUCCCAAAAGCUGUUGGCCUUGGCAUUAUUUGGUAUCCUUUGCCCUUAAUUACUCCAUUUUCUCCCCAUCCAGCAAAAGUAAGGCCAGUGACACACAAGGAGAUUAGUUGCCCCAUGAUUAAUCUGAAUGCAUUCUUACUGGCAGGAAUAUGUAUCGCUGGCAGGAAAACAUAUGUGUCACUUUGUGUUUUUUUCUUUGGAAAGCUGAAGUGACACAUAUCGUUUCCUAGCAGCAAUUUUUAUUGUCAUGUUUAUUACAUCUUCAUUUUGUCCUUCUCAACAAGACAAGGUCAAAGGAGAUCUGUUAUCAAUUCUGAUAAAAAUCUCCAGCUGGCUGUUUGGAGCCUCUCCAGACUUCAUUCAUCUAAAGCAGGCCUGCCCCCCCCCCUCCUGUAUUUAUCACUUCCAUUUAGAGGAUAGAGCCCCUUUCAAGUACAGCUACUUUUGUAACCUUUAUUUUUUUGAAUAUUAUGUUGGAGUGUUUGAAUUAUUUAUAUCAAGAGCCAUUGCAAUCUGCUGCAUAAACCAGGCAGUUGUAAUGAUUAAGCAUUGCACCAAACACAUAUCUUGUGUAUUUUUAUUUUAUUACAGACCCACUGUAUAAUAAGCCACAGUGUCUUUGUGUUUUGUGCAUGUAUUUCUGUAAGUAAAACACAUGCACCACCCCAUGCUGAAGGUUAAGAAAGCAGAAGUGCAAUACACCUGAUUAAAGAUGCAGCUUUUUUCUAGAAAAA